This is a messenger RNA of Halichondria panicea, 1207 nucleotides long. Its product is annotated as translation initiation factor eIF2 assembly protein-like. Gene Ontology annotation, cellular component: cytoplasm. Lineage: Eukaryota; Metazoa; Porifera; Demospongiae; Suberitida; Halichondriidae. The coding region runs from base 28 to 1083 and encodes 351 amino acids. The record is from RefSeq and is a predicted model, not a curated record. The transcript has a single exon.
UCUGCUCACAUGCAGUUUUAAUUAAUCAUGGCUGGAAUAAGUGCCUCUGCUCUUCAAGCUGUCAAGCUGAAGGCUACUGACCAGGUACAGGACAAGAGUGCCCCUCUCUACACAAUAUCUAAUGAGUCUAUUGAGAAAGAAGAGGAGAGGCGUGCCUAUUUCUUCUCCACUGGCCUGGAUCAGUGGUACAAAGAGCUGGAAGAUGUCACCAUCCCUACAACCUUCCUGACCCUAUCUCCCGACGAGGCGAGAGAGAUAGUAUCCUAUUGGACCCAGUACUACUGUCACAAGAGCAGCCAUGACCCUAUCCUCGAUGAGUCUGACAUCAAAAUCCCUCCAGCUCUGGACAGCCUUGUUGAACGUAUUUCCAAAAUGAUAUCUACUUUCUCCCCCGAUGAUGGUGUAUUUGUGAAGCUGUCUACAAGAUCUCCAAAGGACUCUCAUAUUGCCUUCGCAAGGGCCGUGAAAGUUUACAAGUCUCUACCAAGCCCAUCGUCUGGAAACGAUAAGCUCAUCACAUUUGGCGAUAUUUCCCUGGACAGUCUACGAGUGACGAACGGACGUGAGGCUAUCAAGUUGUUCAUAUCGAGUGAUCGAGUUGGUGAAGAUUUGGAGUACGCCUUAGAGCCAGGGGACAAAGACUUUGAUGCAAGGGUCUCCAUUGUCAUCAGGAAGUGGGUCAAGAUUCCAUUAUGGUCUGAAUUCCGUGGUUUUGUUUGGGAUGGCAAACUCACCUCGAUAGGUCAGUACAAUCACCCUGUGGUGUUUACAGAGCUGUUGGGAAAGACAGAGCAAAUAAAAUCCGAUCUUCAAGCAUUUUACGACCGAAUCAAGACCAAAAUUCCUCUGAAGAGAUACAUAAUAGACUUUGCGUGGGUAAAAGAUUGUGUGUAUUUGAUUGAGAUCAAUCCAUUUGAUGGUGAGAUAGUGUAUCCUGCGUCUACUGGGCUGUGGAGUUGGGCCGAGGACAGAGAUCACAUGAUGAGGGGAGAGUUGACACUUAGAGUACGGACAGAGAGACAGUCGGAGUUUGUGCUGAAGAAGACUCUUGAUCCGCAGUGGAGGAACGUACUGUUUACAUAGAAUACUUGUGUUUUGUUAUAAUUAUACAUGCUUCUCUAAUACAGCAAUUUGCUUGUUCAUGCUCGAUUAAACCAUGCAUGAUUAAGCAUGCACCUUGAGUACAUUCAUUAUCAUAAACUUUGUU